Monopterus albus (swamp eel) is the source of this 1196-nucleotide messenger RNA. RefSeq lists its product as uncharacterized. The record is from RefSeq and is a predicted model, not a curated record. The coding region runs from base 225 to 881 and encodes 218 amino acids. NCBI's taxonomy places the organism in Eukaryota, Metazoa, Chordata, Actinopteri, Synbranchiformes, Synbranchidae. The transcript has 6 exons.
UUAUUUCGCUUUAGUUAAUGCUACAUUUGUGUAGUUUCUUGUGGUGGCGUACUGUAAGAUUUAAAGUACUUACCGCGGUAUCACCUAGCGAACCUUAGCUAACGUUACUGUUAAUAGAGAGAUAAUCGAUUAGCUUUUAGCGUUAGCUGAGUUUAAAGCGACUGCUUUUAUCCAACUUGACACUCGGCUGUCUCACAAGGAGAAGUCGGAGAAUCAGGGAACUGAUGGCUUCAUCGAAACCAUGCUCACUUUACCUGAGAAGCACCUCAGCCGUUUCCCUCAAUGAGCGCAGCUUCUCUCAGAUUCUUGUGGACCAGCUGACCCAGCCCACAAUGGUGAACUUAAACCCCAUCCUGCAGCAGCAGGGGACGGUGUUCGGCACCCCGCCAACGGUCCUGCUGGUGAGGAAGAAGCAGGUGAGUCACAGACCGAUGAGAGCAACAGGUGGCCCAGGCUGGAGGUGCAGGAAGAGGAAGAGGAGGAGUGUCUGGACUCGACUUGGCUGGCGGCAGGUGACUUGUUGCUGCUCUGCCUCCAGACCUCGAGGUUUCUGGAGCUUCAUGAACAAGUACAGAUGGAGACCCAGGUUCACUUCUACCUACAGGAGCAGACGUAACCUACAGAGCCAACUCGGACAGCAUCUACUCCAGGGGAACACGAACAUCCUGACAAUGACUGCAGGACAACACUUGAGUCUGCACCUGUCGAAGGGCAGGGUCACUGCCUCGAGGGAGUGUGACCUGAGCAGAGACAAGGUACCAACCAAGAUGCAGCUGGAUGCACAGCUGGACGAGUACAUGUCCAUGUCCAGGAGCCGUUUGGAUGCUGAGCUGGACGAGUACAUGUCGAUGGCUGGGGAGACACAGCUAUACUCGGACUGAGACACUGGAGGGGCAGGGAAACAGUUUCUGAAGCGUUCUGGACUCAGACUGGUUAAUUUUCUUAUCUUAGUGUUCAGCUGUUGACUGAAGCAGCAGUUUUCUUUAGAGACUGAGUGAAGGUGAUCCCAGUACAGUGUCACCAUGUUUAGUUUUACUGGAGAUUAGCUCUUUUCUUUGUUUGUGUUGCUUUGUGUUGUUACUGUUCUGAUCAGGUGUAUACUUCACUGACCACUCUGUGUUGGAAUAUUUUCAGUCGAUCAGAUUGUAUUCCUACGUUUAUAAACCUAUUUUAAUAAAUGGGAAGUUACCUGCCGA